Anguilla anguilla (European eel) is the source of this 3808-nucleotide messenger RNA. RefSeq names its product LIM/homeobox protein Lhx1-like. Gene Ontology annotation, molecular function: RNA polymerase II transcription regulatory region sequence-specific DNA binding; DNA-binding transcription factor activity, RNA polymerase II-specific. Lineage: Eukaryota; Metazoa; Chordata; Actinopteri; Anguilliformes; Anguillidae. The transcript has 5 exons. The record is from RefSeq and is a predicted model, not a curated record. Gene Ontology annotation, biological process: neuron differentiation; regulation of transcription by RNA polymerase II. Gene Ontology annotation, cellular component: nucleus. The coding region runs from base 845 to 2059 and encodes 404 amino acids.
GCUGGCUCGUGUGCUUUCAGGAACAUGCAGAAUAGUGAAAGCUGGUCGAGGAGCAUCAGUCCUGCAAAAACAUGACAUACGCAAUAUCUCCACACUAAUACCGCAUCGCACGCAGAAGAAAACAACACAACUGGAGGGAAACGCACAUGCUUCUUCGUUAAACAGCUGGGUUUAUUAUUUUUUAUGAACAACAAAUUGCGGGUGGAGGAACGGUCAUGAGGAAGUCCACAACAGUGUUUGUAGGCAUGCUUGUCUCGCUGUGUUUUGCCCCUAAACAAAUUUAUUAGAGGAUUAAUCGGUCUGGCAGUACUCCACAUUGAUGACAACAGUUCUAAUAUAAUAUGGGGCUUUCAAAUUUCUAAGGUUUUUUUUGGUGAUUGACGUUUGAUUUACAUUGGCUUUUUUGUUGGUUGAUUUGUUUGUUUGUUUUCUGGCAAAAUAAUACAUUCAAUCAGCAUUUUUUUUCAUCCUCGGGGAAACUAAACGAAAAAAGCCCACGGUUUUGCGACCUGUGCUGCUACCUCACACCUGAAAGAAUUCAUCUUUUAUCCUGGAUUUGGACGCUAUACGGAUCUGUUUGCCGCCGAUCUCGUCGAGAGAGAGAGAGAGAGAGAGAGAAGGGGGGAGAGAGGGAGAGAGAGGGCGAAGCACUGUUGAUUUCCAUUUAAUUUUCAACAAAAUCCAACACGGGGGAUCUGGAAAAAGGACAAUGAAUCAGCAGUUCACUUCGUAGAUAUUUUUUUUUUUCACUUGGAGAAAAAAAGAAGGGAGAUCCACGGAAAAAGAAGAGAACUCAGCGGUGCAAGAACACAGCGUUAGAAUCGUGGGGGCUGAUCCAAAGACGAUGGUUCACUGUGCGGCGUGCGAGAGGCCCAUACUGGACAGGUUUCUCCUGAACGUUCUGGACAGAGCCUGGCACGUCAAGUGCGUCCAGUGUUGCGACUGCAAAUGCAAUUUAACAGAGAAGUGUUUCUCUCGCGAAGGGAAACUGUACUGCAAAAAUGACUUCUUUAGGCGAUUUGGUACGAAGUGCGCCGGCUGUGCUCAGGGGAUCUCGCCGAAUGACCUGGUUCGAAGGGCAAGGAGCAAAGUGUUCCAUUUGAACUGUUUCACGUGCAUGAUGUGUAACAAACAGCUUUCCACCGGGGAAGAACUGUACAUCAUAGAUGAAAAUAAAUUUGUUUGUAAAGAAGAUUACCUGGCCAGCAGCACAAGAGGGGACACCAACCUUCUUUCCGUUACCGCGUGCAGUGAUCCAAGUUUGUCUCCAGAUUCCCAAGACCCGCAGGACGAUUGUAAAGACUCGGAGACCGGACAUCUAUCGGACAAAGAAACGACUAACAAUGAAAACGACGACCAGAACCUUGGAGGAAAACGACGUGGACCGCGGACUACCAUAAAGGCCAAGCAACUUGAGACCCUAAAAGCAGCUUUCGCGGCAACCCCGAAACCCACGCGACACAUCAGGGAGCAGCUCGCGCAAGAAACUGGGCUCAACAUGCGUGUCAUUCAGGUGUGGUUCCAGAACCGGCGAUCCAAAGAAAGACGAAUGAAGCAGCUGAGUGCGCUGGGUGCAAGGAGACACGCGUUUUUCCGAAGCCCGAGGAGAAUGAGAACGCUCGUGGAUCGACUCGAACCCGGGGAACUGAUCCCGAAUGGACAUUUCUCAUACUAUGGGGAUUAUCAAAGCGAAUACUUCGGUCCGGGAGGAAACUAUGACUACUUCCCACAAGGUCCCCCAUCAUCGCAGGCACAGACCCCAGUGGACCUCGCCUUCGUGCCCUCCUCCGGGCCCGCGGGCACCCCCCUCGGGGGCAUGGACCAUCCCCUCCCCGGGCACCACCCGUCCAGCGAGGUGCAGCGGUUCUCCGACAUCCUGUCCCACCACCCGGGCGACUCGCCCAGCCCGGAGCCCGGGGUCCCGGGCCCCCUCCACGGCAUCUCCUCGGAGGUGUUCGGCCCCAGCCCGCCCUUUACCUCACUCUCCCUAAACGGCAACGGAUACAACAACCACCUGUCUCACCCCCCGUCCGAACUGAACGAAGGCACCGUUUGGUAGCCAGAGAAUAAUGGGGACAAGCGGUGCGCUGGAGGGGAAAGGAACUUGUGACGGAUGAAAAGAAGUGGGACAGAAGCUACGCCAUUUUCGUUAUUUCUAUUUAUUUAUUUAUUUAUUCACCCCUUCCCUGGUGUGAUUUUGUUGGGGUGAUUAAGAAAUAUAUAUACAUAUAUAUAUAUAUAUAUGAAAAAGCAGCGACAAUGGACAUGCUGUAAACAUUUACCUUUAUACACUACGUUGACUUUUUAUUUUUAUUUUUUUCCAAAACAAAAUAAUACCAACAGCACCAACCAUGUAAGGAACUGGACGUGAUUGCUGACUAAUCACAUGCUUUGUAUUGAAAUGAGCAGAGCAAUGCCCCCUUCAGAAGUAUUCAAUGCAUGAUUAGGGAAAGCAGUCACACUGAAAUUCUAUCUAUGAAACAUGUGAACAUUAGCAACUGUCAAGUAAACUGACAAGUUUUAUAGACAAAAUACUUAGACCAUGAUUCAAUCUAACUGAAAUGUGCUUUAAAAUCAUUAUAUUCCAGGAACUAGUUUAAAUUCCAAGAACUAAUUUUGAGAAAGUGUUACCCAUUUUCUGUAUUACAGAGCUUUGCUAUUUUGUUAGUCUCUCAAAUAACAGGAUGUAUAAUAUACAAAUAUUCUAGGUCUGUCUUUUUUACCCAGAGUUCACAACACAAGGAUUAUAUUGACGGAUAAACUGAUUAUUGCCUUGGGACAGUUAGUCUGUAAUACUGGCUCCAGGAAUUUUAAAGGCUUCAAGUUCACAUGUUUGUACUCUGUAUCAGCGACCUCUUUCACCUCCACGGGCUCUGCCAUAUUGACGCUUAAAGACCUCUUUGACUCAAUGCGCAUUUCUGAAGGCUGGGGGAAUUGUUUUCUAUCUGGACUUUGCUGGGUUUUUUUUUUUUGUUUGUUUUGGUAUUUUCCUCAUUUUUUUUUCAAGAUUUCUGCCAAAUUCCAAGAAGUUGGCCUUCAAAAGGCAAACUUUAAAAACACUAUAUGGAUUGUAAACCCUUUAUUUAUUGGAAAAGAACUUGAAAUGUUAAAUGAAGUCUACCUUCUAAAAAUACACGAACAAGGGUCUGUGAGGAACUUAGAACAGUCAACUGUUUACGUAAUAUAUUUCAUUCAGGAGUUUAAAUAUCAACUCUGUUUUAGAACCUCUUGAUCCAGAUAAAAAAAUGUUUCAAGCAACCAACCAAACUUUUGUAUUAAUUUUAUUUAUAUUGUAUGAUGAAAAAAAAGUUUGCUGGGGUCGUGGUUCACUGUGCUAGUUUGUACAAGAUGGUGUUUACAAAAAAUUGUAAAAAUUAAAAAAAACAAAAGUAGUCAGUUGCCAAAUAAAAAUAUAGCACAAAUACUGUAAACGUGCUUUGCACCAUUAACUGCUGAACAUGUUCAAACAAAGUGUAAGUGUGUUCAAAAAAGAUAAGAAGUAUUCACUUCUUAAUUUUUUAGCCUGAUGAGGAACGUUCAUACAAAUUGUUAAUGUAACAUACUUAGACCAACAGGCUUUAUUUUUGUGUCUUUAAAUGAAAAUUCAAACUUAUUAAACAUUGAUGGUCAAAUAUGCAGCCAGCAGCUGCUAUGUUCUUUAAAUAUCAAACCCCUCAUGGUAUGUCUUUUAUUGUUCUAAUAAACCUAAGCUUAUGUGACCUCCAGUGCAUAUUAGACCAUUCACUGUAUAAGUACAACAUGUUGAAAAAUUUGUGAGUUUUUAAUAAAAUUUGAAAAGAUAAAUAAA